CGUUUUUGGUAUUGUCCGUACAGUUUUUCUUCCCCGUUUCUAUCUAAGUCUCUGCAGCAGACUGUACAUGAGCGCUUCUCAGUGCUGCACCUACCGUUAGCAGUAAGCCCAAAACCAGAAAGCACCAAUACCGAACCAACAAAAACAUGCCCGAACUACCUGCCCCCGCCGUCGAUCCGCACUUCCUAGCCGCCCCGGGUGCAGCAGCCAACGUUGCUGAGGAUGAAAAGGCUAAACUGCCGCCGAUGAAGCGGCAAAAGCGAGAGAAGACGCCGGCAGCGGAAGCCGCAAAGGCGGAAAAGAAGCGGUUGCAGGACGAGGAAAAGGUGCGGAAGAAGCAGGAGAAAGAAGCGGAGAAAGUGGCGAGGAAUCAGGCGAUCGCGGACGAGAAAAUGGUAUACUGGAAUGAAAAUUGGUGAAAACGCAAAAAGCGCGGUGUGAUGGUUUUCGAAAUGGCACCACUUUCUCUGCCCCUUGCUGGUCUUUCUGAUUCUGUGCCGCGCGACGCGACAAUGCUUGUAGUUACAUGCAUAGCAAAAAAAUCCAACAGGAAAAGGCGCGGCUGAAGAAGUUUGACAAGGAGCUGGGGGACAAGAUCAAGGACUAUGUGCAGGGGCGGUCGACCCAACUGGAGUAUUCCAUGGACGACGCGGAAUUCAACUACAUGUUCUCGCAGUUCCUGCCCACCUGCCAGUACGAGAAAAAAAUCACCACGGAGAAAACCUUCGGCGACGGGCGCGUGGAGCGUACGGUCGAGACCGUGGAGAAGGCCCUGUACCUGUCGGCCCACCAGGUGUCCGCUAUCUUCGGCUGCAGCAAAGUCCGGGGUGGCACCUACGGCCGGUUCCACGGGGCGACCACCUGGAACAUCACCUCCAUGGUGGUCAAGCGACUUUCGCCGAACCGCGUGCGCAUCACCUGGAAGCUGAGUGGGGCGGCAGAUUUUUAAGAAGUGUACGCAGGCGUGUUGAAUAAGGCUCUCUGGCUGAAAAUUGACCUGAUAGUUGCGUCCAUCUAGACGUUGUUGUGAAUCACAAGUAGUGCUGCAAAGUUGAUUCGAAACGCCUUGAUGCGAAGGAGAAAAGGUCUAGAUAGAACGUAAGUCCUUUGGCGCAGGAGGAUAUUCUGAUAUUCUGAUUUUGCUUUGACUUAUUAUCAUCCGUGAGCUCUAGUAGCAUAGCUAUAGCCGAGCUGGAGCUUGUAUUUGUAAGUGGCAGCUUCUGUAAAGUUUUGCAGGUGGUCAAUUAUGAUUCCUAGAAUGUGAAUGCACACGCCGAAUUCUGUGGCAGACUCUCAAAUGAACUGCAACCAAAAUUGUCCUGCGCUGGUUCUGCUGGAGCAAGAGCCCUACAAGGACGAAAGGAGGAUCUGACUCAAGUGCAAGCAAUGUGAAAAAAUGUAAGCGUGCGCAUUAAUCUCACGAUGGUAAUCAACUAAAACCAGAAAGAUGGUCGUUGUUAGUCAGUGCGCGAUUAUGAAAUGAUCCCACUUCACGACAAUGCUGCUCAACCGCUUGGGCCGCGAAUCGUGUGUCGCUGUUUACAAUUUUGGUAGAAAGUACAUGCCGGGAAGAUGGCUUCGGGACUUUGAUGCAGCGGGCUUG
This is a messenger RNA of Amoebophrya sp. A120, 1603 nucleotides long. The record is from the annotation of a GenBank genome assembly. Lineage: Eukaryota; Dinophyceae; Syndiniales; Amoebophryaceae.